AUGGUCUGGUGUCACCUCACGCUGUCACCUCACGCUGCCACCUCACACUGUCACCUCACAUUGCCACCUCACGCUGUCACCUCACGCUGCCACCUCACGCUGUCACCUCACGCUGUCACCUCACGCUGUCACCUCACGCUGCCACCUCACACUGUCACCUCACGCUGCCACCUCACAUUGUCACCCCACACUGCCACUCACGCUGUUACCUUUACACUGUCACCACGCUGCCACCACGCCGCCACCUCACACUGUCACCACGCUGCCACCUCACACCCCGUCACCACGCUGUCACCUGACGCUGCCACCUCACACCGUCACCCCACAUUGCCACCACACCGUCACCUGACGCCGUCACCUGACGCCGUCACCACACUGUCACCCAUUGCCACCUCACGCUGCCACCUCACGCGUCACCUCACGCUGUCAAAUUUCACGCUGCCACCUCACACCGCUCACCCCACGCCGUCACCUCACACCGUCACCACGCCGCGUCACGCUGCCACCCCGCCACUGUCACCACGCUGCCACCCUGACGCUGUCACCUCACGCUGCCACCUCACACCGUCACCCUCACGCUGUCACCUUCACACUGUCACCACGCCGUCACCUCACGCUACACCACACCGUUCACCACACUGCCACCCCACGCUGCCUCACAUGCCACCACGCUGCCACCACGCUAUCACCACGCCGUCACCACGCCGCCACCUCACACCGUCACCUCACGCUGCCACCACACCGUCGCCCACAUUGCCACCACGCCGCCUCCUCACACUGUCACCUCACGCUGUCACCCCACACACCUCCACGCUGCCACCUCACACCGUCACCUCACGCUGUCACCUCACACUGUCACCACGCCGUCACCACGCUGCCACCACACCGCUCCUCACACUGCCACCUCACGCUGUUCACCCCACGCUGUCACCUCACGCUGCCACCUUCACGCGCCUCCCCACACCGUCACCACGCCGUCACCACGCCACCCUCACACUGUCACCCCACACUGCCACCACGCCGUCACCUCACGCUGCCACCACGCUGCCUCCUCACACUGUCACCACACGCUGUCACCUCACAUUGCCACCCCACGCUGCCACCACCUCACGCUGUCACCUCACACUGUCGCCUCACAUUGCCACCUCACGCUGCCACCUCACGCUGCCACCUCACGCUGUCACCUCACGCUGUCACCUCACGCUGCCACCUCACGCUGCCACCUCACACUGUCACCUCACGCUGUCACCUCACGCUGUCACCUCACACUGCCACCUGACGCUGUCACCUCACGCUGUCACCUCACAUACAAUAUUAAAGUGUUAUCGCUUUGUGUUUCCAGACAAUGAGGGAUAA
Messenger RNA from Homarus americanus (American lobster), 1356 nucleotides. RefSeq names its product mucin-2-like. NCBI's taxonomy places the organism in Eukaryota, Metazoa, Arthropoda, Malacostraca, Decapoda, Nephropidae. The transcript has a single exon. The record is from RefSeq and is a predicted model, not a curated record. Bases 1 to 1356 code for a protein of 451 amino acids.